AUGGGCAGAAUUUGUCUUGAUCACAUUGGUGGUACCUGUCUGUUUUCUUGUGCAAACUGCGAUACGAUUCUGACCAACUGCUCAGAACUCCUCUCCACUCGAUUCACAGGUGCCACUGGCAGAGCAUUUCUUUUUAACAAGGCAGUUAACCUGCAGUGCAGUGAAGUUCAAGACCAGGUCAUGCUUACUGGCCGCCACAUGGUUCGAGAUGUGAGCUGUAAAAACUGCAAUAGCAAACUGGGAGGGAUCUAUGAGUUUGCCACUGAAGACAGCCAGCGUUAUAAGGAAGGCCGUGUGAUCCUGGAACGUGCUCUAGUUCGAGAGAGUGAGGGUUUUGAGGAGCAUGUACCACCUGAUAAUUCUUGAAGAAAAAGAGAUAACUUCAUCUUUUCCCAGGUCUCCUUCACUGAAAACAAAAAUCUACUUACAUACACUGUCACCUUAGCACAGAGUUGGAUUCAUGAAUUGUGGAACAAGAGGUUAUGAGAAUCUAAGAUGGAACCUUUCUUUCUUUUUUAAAUUUUCUAUUUUACAUCCAACAACUGUAUGUAGAGAGAAUAU
Molecule: messenger RNA, 561 nt
Organism: Eptesicus fuscus (big brown bat)
Lineage: Eukaryota; Metazoa; Chordata; Mammalia; Chiroptera; Vespertilionidae
Product: protein yippee-like 5
Exons: 1
Coding region: 1-366 (121 amino acids)
Source: RefSeq, a predicted model, not a curated record